GAAUCGGGAAUAGGAGGUGAGAAGAUAGACGAGCUAUGGCAUUUUGACGAUGUAUUGGUUGAAUUGGGUCGUGAGGAGCAGGAGGAGGAGGUCGACAUUCACCGUGAUUUCCUUGAAGAAGGGCUAGUCCUGAAUCCUGUGGAGGUCCUACGUUUAGAAGGCUCUCGUGAUGAACGCAUAUUAUUACAUGUGAUGUUUUUCGUAAAUCGAGAGGAGAUCAUAGGUAUGUUAGUGUUCGUUAUCACUAAAGAGGUCGUUGACAUUGGAGAAUGGGUUGCCGUGAUGUCAGAUUGA
Messenger RNA from Mesocestoides corti, 294 nucleotides. The record is from the annotation of a GenBank genome assembly. Lineage: Eukaryota; Metazoa; Platyhelminthes; Cestoda; Cyclophyllidea; Mesocestoididae.